AAAAAGUUUGUUUUAAGUAGUAUAGUGUAUUCUAUUCUUUUUGGCAACAGUUCUGCAUUAGUUAAGAUAUAAUUUUCCAUAGUAUUUGAGAUCUAACCAUGUAAUAUAACUUGAAAUUUGAAAACUUGAUAAAUUAUUCGAUAAAAGAUAAUAAAGGCAAGAGGCAAGAGCCAACGAGGGAACUCGUCAUGCGGUACACGUGGCUGUCUUGUCCCUGAACCACAUUGGUUCUUUCUACGAAUUUUUAUUUUCAUCUCUCUCGUUUACCCUAAUAAAAAGUGGCCCGAGGGAGAAAAAGGAGAGACACAAAAAGAAAGAAAUAAAAGCAAAAAAGAAAGAAAAUAAAAGCAAAAAUAAGAAAGAACAAAAAACGCUCAGUAUCUCCGGCGAGAGUUGAAACCGAACCUCAGGAUCAAAUUAGGGCACAAAGGCUUCUCGGAGACAGAAGCCAUGGGAAGAAAGAAACUAGAGAUCAAGCGAAUUGAGAACAAAAGUAGCCGACAAGUCACCUUCUCCAAACGACGCAAUGGUCUCAUCGAGAAAGCUCGUCAGCUUUCAGUUCUCUGCGAUGCAUCCGUCGCUCUUCUCGUUGUCUCAGCCUCCGGCAAGCUUUACAACUUCUCCGCCGGCGAUAACCUGGUCAAGAUCCUUGAUCGAUAUGGAAAACAACAUGCUGAUGAUCUUAAAGCUCUGGAUCUUCAGUCAAAAGCUCCGAAGUAUGGUUCACACCAUGAGCUACUAGAGCUUGUCGAAAGUAAGCUUGUGGAAUCAAAUUCUGAUGUAAGCGUCGACUCCCUCGUUCAGCUGGAGGACCACCUUGAGACUGCCCUCUCCGUAACUAGAGCUAGGAAGACAGAACUAAUGUUGAAGCUUGUUGAUAGCCUCAAAGAAAAGAUGGAGAAGAAUAAUCUUGCGGGAGCCGAAGCUGAUAAAAUGGAGAUGUCACCUGGACAAAUCUCUGACAUCAAUCGUCCGGUAACUCUCCGACUGCUUUAUUAGCCACCUUAAGUCCAAAACUUGUGACUAAAAACAAAAAUAAGUUAUCGAACUAUUCCCCUAUAAGGGUGAACGUUGUAUAUCUUCAUUCUCUCUGGCUGAGAGACCCCGUGUGUAAAACUACGGUUAGAUUUAAGUAAAAAUAUAUAUUUAAGACAUA
Molecule: messenger RNA, 1156 nt
Organism: Brassica rapa (field mustard)
Lineage: Eukaryota; Viridiplantae; Streptophyta; Magnoliopsida; Brassicales; Brassicaceae
Product: MADS-box protein FLOWERING LOCUS C
Biological process (GO): positive regulation of transcription by RNA polymerase II
Cellular component (GO): nucleus
Molecular function (GO): protein dimerization activity; DNA-binding transcription factor activity; RNA polymerase II transcription regulatory region sequence-specific DNA binding
Source: RefSeq, a predicted model, not a curated record